Messenger RNA from Euleptes europaea (tarantolino), 765 nucleotides. Its product is annotated as post-GPI attachment to proteins factor 2-like. The record is from RefSeq and is a predicted model, not a curated record. Lineage: Eukaryota; Metazoa; Chordata; Lepidosauria; Squamata; Sphaerodactylidae. Gene Ontology annotation, cellular component: Golgi membrane; endoplasmic reticulum membrane. The transcript has 5 exons. Gene Ontology annotation, biological process: GPI anchor biosynthetic process. Bases 1 to 765 code for a protein of 254 amino acids.
AUGUUCCAAGCGCUGCUGCCCUUGGAUGGGGAUGAGACACUCUUCCGGCUCCGCUUCACCACCCUGGUUGUUGGGACGGUGUGCUGCCCGCUGUGCGGGUUACUCUUCGGCGUGAUUUGGUCUCUGUUCUUUCAUUUCGAUGAAGUCACAGCCUCCCAGUGCAAUGUCUCCAUCUACCUCCCUUCUGUCAGCGCUGCCGUCGGCAUGGCGGUCCCCGAGCGCUACGUGUGGCACUUCUGCAUCGGGGUGCACUCGGGCCCCCGCUUCCUGAUGGCCAUCAUGUACUGGAACUACUACUGCAGCUGCCACUGCCCACGCCCCAGCUACCCGUGGCUGUGCCAAGCAGCCUUUGUGUUGAGCCUGCUAGAGGACGUUGCUCUCAUCCUCUUGACCUUUUUCUCUUCCUCGGAAAACUACGUGAUUCACAGGAAUGCCAGUGGCGUCUUCGUGGUUGCCACCCUCAGUUACAUGUUCUUGACGUGUGUUUUGUGGCGGAUGAUGAAGAAGCACACCGGGAGUCCGAAGGAGCGGAAGUCCUACAAAUGGAAGCUGUGGCUCUUCCUCUUCAACCUGUUCACCUUCCUAAUGGCCAUGUGCUUCUACUUCUGGCACAACUGGUACUGCGAGCCCGGAGUUUACACGAUCUUUGCCUUCCUGGAGUACCUGGUGGUCCUCUCCAACAUGGCGUUCCACAUGACUGCCUGGUGGGACUUCGGCCACAAGGAGCUGGUGGUCAGUUCCCAGCCGGAGGACAAGCGCUUCUAG